Molecule: messenger RNA, 3228 nt
Organism: Pocillopora verrucosa
Lineage: Eukaryota; Metazoa; Cnidaria; Anthozoa; Scleractinia; Pocilloporidae
Product: calcyphosin-2
Molecular function (GO): calcium ion binding
Source: RefSeq, a predicted model, not a curated record
UAGUUGCUGAGCAUGUUUCCUACUGUUAUGGUUUCUGUGUAUACUCCAACUUAUACAGCUGAUUGACUUUUAGCUUGGUUUGAUUUGAAAAAUCGUAAUGGAGAAACUUGCUGAAGUCUUACUUCGAUAGUGUUGUUGAAGUGUCCGUCGGUGAACAGCGCUAAUUUUCGAAUGUCUUUGGCGGGAAAAUUAUGCUGUUGAUCUGAGAUAUUAAAAUGUAAGAUAUGGCAGGGAUGCAAUGAGCUUUUGGCAAGGAAAUUCCCAACCCAAUCUGUCAGUAACUGGCACAUCCACAUCACGUCACCAAAGGCCGCCAAGUGGACGCCGUGCACGACCUGGUAGUGCUGGGAGAGGAGGGAGCACAAAAUCUCACAUAUUUGGUAUUGAUGAUAGCCCUAGACAGAACAACCCUGAUAGUAACGCACCAGCUAGUUCCCAUGGAAACAGUAUUAAAUCAAGCUCAAUCCACACUACGCCAGAGGCACCACGCCCUGUAAGUGGGCACCCUCCCAAGAAGGCAGUGGGACUGACUUCAAAUGCCACAGUGAUCACAAAAUCUCAGUUGGAUACUGCUAGGAACUUAGCUAAGGUCAAGGAAAAUCCAAAUUAUGCUGAUCAGCCAUUGGAGGUUCAAGUUUUCUCACGGGGUCGGACUGGUGGAAGAAAAGCACCUCAGGGAGUACCUCAGUUAGACCUUGGAAAUCUUGCCGAUGAUAAUUACCAGUUGCUAGAACCAAUAGCACAGGAUGGUCCCCAUUUACACACGCCAGAUUCCAAUAGUAGUUUAAUCAGCUGGGGAACUCCUCUUCAUAGCUCAAGAUUUCAUUCUAAUCCAGUGAAACCUAAAGGAAGGGACUGGCAGCAGGAUCAUGGUACACAGUCACAUAAGAAGCCAGUGGAUCAUGUACCCCCUCUUGAUCAGAAGAAGCCACAAGGAAAUGAUGGCCUGCAGAAGGCUUUUCAAGCAGGCCACAAUGAGAGUAGAGAUGUCCAUCCUGAGGUCAGAUUUGAAGAGAAGCCAUUCAAGGUGGAUGCUAAUGAUACAAGGAACAGCCUGGCUAAUCAGCAUGAUAGACCAUGGAGUACACAACCACACACUCAGCGAGAGCUGGCUCAGUUUAAGACAAGACAAGAAAGGGAAAUUUUACACACAGAAAAGAAAAAGGAUCUGAUUGCUGAAACAGUUCUGGUGGAUCAGUUGUCAAGGGCGGCUGUCUCUGAUCCAGAGAAAAACAACAGCACUAUUCCUCCUGAUCUGGCACCCAAACAAAGAAAGCAAAUGGAAUUCUAUAACACAAGGAGUCCUUCUAAAGGUCCCAACACAGAAAAUGCCCUUUCUAAGAGAGUGCGUUUUGGAGCCAGAAUUGUGACAAAGAAUGGUCGAGAUGCUCAUAGAGAAUUGAAUGGGUUCUUCUUCUCAACAGAUGGGACACUAACACUCUAUGAAUUUCACCAGUUUGGCACAAGGUCAUCAGCUCUUCCUUUUAUUCAGCGAGGCUGUUACAACCAUGUUCAAGGAAGGAAUAAGGGAAAAGCUUACAAUCUGCUUGAUAUUCAUGUGGGCAGCAAUUUGUCAUUUUUGACCUCUCAGCAAACAUCGCUUCCCCAGAGCAUAAGAACCCGACCAGUUGUGGUGUUUCGAAUUUCUGAGGUUGAUGAGGAAGCCAGAGAAGCACAACUGUAUGAAAGUUGUCAUUCUAUUGAUGAGAAAAGAUCGAUAAUGGAGAGGUUAGAUAAUCCUUUGUCAAAAGCAGAAAUCCAGGAGCAGGAGCUAGUGAAAAAUAUACAAAGUAUGGUCAAAAAGCAACUACAAACAAGGGCUGUGAAAACAAUGAUGGGUCUUGGACAACACUUCAGAAAGAUGGACAGAUCAGGAGAUGGGCUGUUAGACAGGACGGAACUCCAAAGUGCUUUAGAGGCUUAUCACAUUAGAAUACCUGAUGAGACAUUUAACUGUUUAUGGAGUGUGCUUGAUGUAAAUCAAGAUGGCUUCUUAGACUAUGGAGAGUUCUCAAGAGGAUUUAUUGGUGAAAUGAAUGAAUUAAGGAAGUCCUCUGUUAGAAAGGUUUUCAGGAAGUUGGACCCUAACAAAAGUGGUGUGGUUAAUUUGAAUAACAUAAAAAAGUUUUACUGCACCAAAAAACACCCAAAAGUUAUUUCAGGAGAGGCUAAGGAAUGGGAAAUUGAAGAGGCCUUUCUUAGCGCUUUUCAACUUUGUGAGAACAAGGGCCAAGUAACUUAUGCGGAAUUUGAGGACUAUUAUGAAGGUGUAAGCCUUGGCUUUGAGAGUGAUCAGGAGUUUACAGCCAUGAUGAGAAACUGUUGGAGUAUCUAAUGCUACUGAUGUCUAAGUGUUGUUUUACAAUGCCCUACAUCCAGCUGUAAGGUUCAUAGUUAGAACUACAUUCCAAAUGAUGAUGGUAAACAGUAACUAUUUAAAAUGUGCACUAAAAUGUUGUUAUUUUUAUCUUUCCAACAUUAAUUACUAGAAACUAAGUUCACCAUUCUACUUUACCAUGUGUCUGUCAAAGCAGGCUGUUUCAAUCAAUCAGAACUGCAUUUUAUCAAAAUUUUAGUUUGAUUUAUAUCUUCUAUUCUUAACAUUUCCUAGUUUGUUAAAUAUUAAAUUCAUAUAGUCUAAUUCAGUUGCAUGAACAUGUUUUUCUUUCCUGUUUUUCAUGCUCCGCCUGCUAACUUGUGUGCGUGCACUAAAGCAUGGCAGUAGGAAUUUCCCUUGUAUUACAACUGAUGUGCGUUCAUCACUUUCAGAAGAUUGUGGAAAGUUAAGAGAUUAAGAUAAAAGAGGCUAAGUUUGUGUGGAGCACUAGUAAAGUAUUCUGCAUCUUUUUUGCUGUCCAAACUUCCCACAUGCUUCACAUCUUGAGGAACACACAAUUGUGCAUAGCUUAGUUAUUACUAAUGGGUCCUGAUUGGCUGAGAAUUAUGCUGUAUAUUGUUAUUAUUAGCCAUCACGAGGUGAUUAUAAUUUUUCAAAUGGCUAGAGUACCAGAGAUUCCUAGUGAUGUUUCUAAAGAAGGAAAGAGGACAGAAUUUUGCCUGAGUCUCAACCAAUAAUCACCUGAGUGAGUAAUACAUGACAAUUAUUAUCCUUGGACUCAGGAAAAACUAUCAAGUAAUUUCCUCAAUGUCAUUUUGGAAACUCUUUGACAAAAACUGCUUUGCCUGUGGUAAAUGAAUGUUAAAUAAUAAAGCAGAAUUCCUCAGUGA